Messenger RNA from Talaromyces rugulosus, 1383 nucleotides. RefSeq lists its product as uncharacterized. Lineage: Eukaryota; Fungi; Ascomycota; Eurotiomycetes; Eurotiales; Trichocomaceae. Gene Ontology annotation, molecular function: hydrolase activity, acting on carbon-nitrogen (but not peptide) bonds. The coding region runs from base 1 to 1383 and encodes 460 amino acids. The transcript is spliced from 2 exons. The record is from RefSeq and is a predicted model, not a curated record.
AUGUUGGAAUCGUCUCGAUCAACUUCAAUAUUGCUUCGCGGCGGCGUGAUUCUCCAGCACGAUUCUGGUGGUUCUGUCACAGGGCUCAAGGCUGAUCUUCUUAUAUCGGGGGACCGUAUUACACAAAUCCAUCCAAAGAUCUCACCCCCAGGUGAUGAAACCACAAUCAUCAACUGCCAUGAUAAACUAAUUAGCCCGGGAUUUAUCGACACACAUCGACAUAUGUGGCAGACCCAGCUAAAAGGGAGACAUGGAAAUCACAACCUCGCCGAAUACAUUCCAACUGGACAUCUCACGGGCGGCUUAUAUUCGCCAGAAGACGUCUUUUUUGGUGAAUUGGGGGCUGCAGCCGAAAGCAUUGAUGCAGGUACAACAACGGUUGUGGACUAUUCCCAUGUUGCUCUCUCACCAUCUCAUGUCCAUCGUGCUAUCGAUGGUCUUGUGGCUUCAGGGCUUCGAGCUUUCUUUUGUCUUGUUCCAACUAUUCAGGCAGAGAGUUGGAAACCAGUUGUCAAGCUAAAAGACACUCUGAUUCCAGACUGGUUUCUACCGUUGUUGGGAAAUUUAGCAGAACAGAUGCCCAUGGCAGAUGGACGAAUCAAACUAGGACUAGGGUUUGAUGGGUUUCAUCUACCUAGAGAAGAAGUCGUUAGCUUAUACCAACAGGCGAAGAAACAGGUCUUUGACGCAAUAAACCCACUUGCUGAUUAUGAUUUGCUUGGACCUAAUGUCAUUAUAUCUCAUGCAACCGGAAUGACAGACUACGACACCGCUCGCAUACGUGCUGCUGGAGCCUUUAUCUCGUCAACGCCAUCGACCGAGCUUCAAAUGGGCCUUGGAGAGCCAGUGUGUUUGAAGGAAGACUUUUACGGCAUUUCGUCAUUAGGUGUCGACUGUCACUCAGCGGUAUCAGCAUCUUUAGUCAACGAAGCCCGCCUUAUACUUCAACAUUCACGGGCUAUGCGUGUUCAAGAAAAGGACAUUGACCCCGUGAUGCAGAAUAGCAAGGAAUUCUUGCCAAUCAUGGAUCUUGUGAUGGAUGUUUUCAAUCUGAUUACAAUAAGCGGUGCUCAAGCAAUUGGCAUGGGCGACCAACUAGGGCAAGUUCAGGAGGGAAUGCUGGCCGAUUUAGUCGUCUGGGAUGCUACAAGUCCCGGAAUGCUUGCGGCUGCUCAACACGAUCCAGUCGCGGCAAUAAUCCUACACAGCUCGAUCAGAGAUGUCGAAACGGUUAUAGUAAAUGGGGUGCUACGAAAGCAUGAAGGAAAGUUGAUGCCCUUUCACGUCAAUCGAGAAGAACAAAAGGACUGGAAGACUGUUUCUAAGGAUAUUUUGGCUUCAAGAGAAAAGCUGGAACGUUUGAUUCAGAAUACGUGUGGUUAG